UACGGCAGCUGAGCUGGGCCCCAGGGAGAGGCUGCAUAGGUUGGGCCAGAGCAGGGCUCGCCGGGGGAGCAGACACUAUGACCACCAUGGAGGAAGAGGACCUGUCGGAGUAUUUCCGCAUGCAGUAUGGGCAGAAGCUCCUGAAGCUGCUGAUGAAAUUCCCAGCGCCGGAGGAGCAAUCCCCAUCGCCAUCCAUUCGGCUGCUGGAGAAGAAGAAAGAGGCCACACUGGUGCACAGGGCUAUGGAGGCUCAGAAGGAGGCUUUCCGGACAAGGAUGGAAGCCCUGAAUAACCGAUGGGAGGAGCUCAGGGCCAAGGAGAUUCAGCUGAAGGCUUAUAUAAAGAAAUUUGAGCAGUUCAUACAGGAAAAUGAUCAAAAGCGAAUUCGAGCCCUGAAGAAAGCCAACAAAGAGAAAGAGCUGAAGAAACAGAGGGUGAAGGAGCUGGCCAAGGCCAAGCUGGACAUGGCAGUCCUAAAACAGGAGCACCAGCGGCUCUCCAACAAGCUGCAGCAGUACUCCAUCUUCAACAAGUACCUGGAGAAAGUGGUCGAGGUGUCGGAGUUUGAGGAGAUACGGGAAGUCAUUGGCCGGUACAAGACGCUGGUGGGCAUGCACCAGGAUCUCAUGCAGUCGGCGCAGGAGGGGCUGGAGAUGAUCGAGCAGGCGAAGGUGCGCCUGUCGCACUACACGGAGGAGAAGGACGACGAGAUCCUGCAGCACAACAACAAGCUGGCGCGCCUGCAGAUGCGCUUCGACCGUGCCCGCAGCGAUGUCAUCGUCUGGGAGUCUCGCUGGGCCCACAUCCAGAACACAGCUGCCAAGAAAACCCUCAUGCUGGGCACCAUCAAGAUGGCCACCCUGAACCUCUUCCAGAGCGUGAGCAAGCAACUGAAGGAGACCUUGAGUGUGCCCGUGGAGGACACCCACAAGCAGCUGGAUAUGAUCCAGCAGUUCAUCCAGGACCUCUCCGACAUCUGGGCAGAGGUGAAAAAGAAAGACACCCAAAGCCGAUCAAUGAUAGUUGUGGUCAAGGACGUGUAAGGGAAACACCAACUGCCCCUGUUCUGCCAAGGGAAGGCUUGGCCAGCUGAGACAGGAAAGGAAAGGAUCUCCCACGGAUGCUGCAGACUGCACUUCAAUGCUCUCCAUCCUCCUGGCUCUGAGCUCCUAUGCAAACAGAGACCAGCCGUGUUAUAAAGACAAUGUAUUCUAAGAACCAUGUCGUUUUCAUGGGGUUUGUUCCUCGCAUUACAUUAAAAACCACCCCAUAGUGCCCUGACAUAGAGCUGGGGGAAUUUCUCCACUUACACUUUGUUGUUGAAAAAUAUAACAUAAGAACGGCCAUACUGGGUCA
Molecule: messenger RNA, 1356 nt
Organism: Trachemys scripta elegans
Lineage: Eukaryota; Metazoa; Chordata; Testudines; Emydidae
Gene: CCDC42
Product: coiled-coil domain containing 42
Exons: 7
Coding region: 78-1043 (321 amino acids)
Biological process (GO): spermatid development
Source: RefSeq, a predicted model, not a curated record